AUGGCUUCUUCUCGUGCAAUGUUGAUCCUAACCAUUUCAAUGGUUUUGCUUUCCUCAGUUGCAAUGGCUACUGAUCAUAUUGUUGGUGAUGAUAAAGGCUGGACUGUUGAUUUCAAUUACACUCAAUGGGCUCAGGAAAUGGUUUUUCGUGUUGGUGACAAUCUUGUUUUCAACUAUAACCCUUCUUUCCACAAUGUUUUCAAAGUGAAUGGUACACUCUUUCAAAACUGCACUUUUCCGCCGGAAAACGAAGCACUUUCUACCGGAAAAGAUAUAAUUCCAUUGAAAACUGAAGGCAGAAAAUGGUAUGUUUGUGGAAAAGCUGAUCAUUGUGCUUCUCGUCAAAUGAAAUUUGUCAUCACGGUUCUAGCCGAAGGUGCACCGGCUCCUUCUCCUCCUUCUCCUCCACCGUCUUCGGAUGCUCGCCAUGUUUUAUCAUCUGUGUUUGGAGUUGUCAUGGCAACCAUGUUUGCUAUUGUAGCCAUCUUUGCAUAA
This is a messenger RNA of Lathyrus sativus (Indian pea), 495 nucleotides long. Lineage: Eukaryota; Viridiplantae; Streptophyta; Magnoliopsida; Fabales; Fabaceae. The record is from the annotation of a GenBank genome assembly.